AUGUCGUCCGCAGAACCAGCACCAGACGAGACCACGGUGGAAGUGAAAGCAGAGGAAAAUGCGGGUGGUGAAGGCAAUGCGACAGUCACAGUAGCGACGGAACCAGAACCAGAACCAGGUCCAAGAAACCUCUCGAAGCAACAACUAGAGGUGCUGGAUGCUAUCCUGAAGCGCUUAACUGAAUACCGCGACGAAGAUGGCCACGAUAUCGCUCUCGCAUUUCAACGCAUGCUCAAUAAGAGAAACUUCCCCGCAUAUUUCGAGAUUAUCAAGGAGCCGAUCGCAUUCAGUACAAUUAGGCAAAAAAUAUUGAAGAAACAAUACCGAAAGUAUACAGAUUUCAUUCGAGACUUCGCCAUGAUAUGCCACAAUGCUAUGGUCUAUAACCGCCCUUCAUCCGAAGUAUACCAAGAUGCCGUUGCUCUCGAGGCUCUUUUCAAGGGUGAGCUGAAGAAGCUGGUUGAACAAAAGGUCCUGACCGAAGAGGAGGUCCAACUACCAGAUCUAGGGGAGAUACCCCCAGCUGACCCUUCACCACCACCUGAGCCCGAGGAUGAGGAAGCAGAAGCGGAAGCAGAGGACGAUGAAGAGGAAGAGGAUGAGGACGAAGAGGACGAAGACACGGAUGACGAUCGCCCCCGCCGAGGGCGGAAGAGAGGUCGGCGGUCUUCCGCUACUACCAAACGUGAUGGGAAAGCCGAUGAUGGCGGCAAAGAUGAUCCCGAAGCACAAAAGAAGCGAGGAAGACCCCCUAAGGUCCACACCCCUAUGGAGGCUCGAAUCAAUACAUUGUUGAAGGGCUUGAGGAAGUUCAAAAAUCCAGGCGGUGACCUCAAGAUUCUGCAUUUUGAGAAGAUGCCCGACAAGUCCGUGAUGCCAGAGUACUACCAAGAAAUCAAAAAUCCAAUUGCAAUGGAUUUGAUAAAGAGGAAGGCUAAGAGGAAGAAGUAUCAGUCCAUAGACCAGGUACUCAAGGAUCUGGACCUCAUGUUUGAUAACGCCAAGUCUUACAACCUUGAAGACAGUCAGGUAUACCGAGACGCUGCCGAUUUACAGAAAGAAGCCCAGAUAAUCGCCGACCAGGAAAAGAAGAAGCCGGAUAGUGAUUUCGCCGAUGAGGAUGGCAGACUACCUUUGCCAGAAAUCCUGUACAACGGUGAGGUUUGGAAGGUAGGCGAUUGGGUCCACCUCUCCAAUCCUAAUGAUGUUACCAAGCCCAUCGUCGCCCAGAUAUACAGGACAUGGCAGGAUCCUACUGGUCAAAAAUGGAUUAAUGCUGUUUGGUAUUACAGGCCGGAGCAGACUGUCCAUCGCCAUGAGAAGUUCUUCUUUGAAAAUGAAGUCGUCAAGACUGGCCAAUACCGGGACCACAAGAUUGAGGAGGUAGUUGAUCGUUGUUUUGUAAUGUUCUUUACUCGAUACAACAAAGGUCGUCCGCGUGGGUUCCCUGCCGACAAGGAAGUCUACGUAUGCGAAGCUCGAUACAACGAGGAAAAGCACAAACUAAAUAAGAUUAAGACUUGGGCUAGCUGCUUACCAGACGAAGUGAGAGAUAAAGAUUAUGAGAUGGACCUGUUUGAUGUUCCGAGAAAGAUGAAGAAGGUUCCAAGUCCGAUCAAGCACUUAUUGCGCGAGGAUGCCAAAGAGGAUGAUCCGGUCCCAAAGCCGACUUGGGGAGUUCCAAAUGCACCCCCAAUUGUGGGAGCUGUUCAUAGGCGGCCUCGAGAAACCAAUGACUCUCCGCCGCCAGAACCGACUCCAUCUCCUGAACCAACUCCGGAACCUGUUCAUCGCUCCCUCACCAGUGAUCGACCUCAAUACGAUUCCCAAGGAGACGUAGCAAUGUCUGGCACACACACAAGCGUACCCCUAGCUUCUCCGAUGGCAAAUCAAACUCCGGCUCAAACUGCGUAUGGUCAUCAAUUUGCAGCCGCACGCCCAUCCCCAUCGCCCGCGCCCUUAGUACAGCAAACAUCGUAUGGCUCUCAAGGUUCUGCUUCUCAUCCAGCUUUAGCUCAGACCCCUGGUUAUCCACCUCAGCAUAAUUAUAAUCAAUACAACACUGCCACGGCACCUGGCCUCCAACAUUCAAACUCUCUCAACGCCUACAAUCUCUAUCAGAGUAGCGGUGCCGCCGCUCCUGUUCGCACGGUAACGCCGGGCCAACCCGCUCAUACCAGCAGCACGAACCAAUAUAACCCUCCUCGUACUGUUGAGGUCUACACUCUCCCCGACCAAGCCAACGCGGCUAUUCCUGCUGAGGUUCGAAGUCAAUUUCAAACCGAUGAAUAUGGCAAGGUCAUCUUCUUCACAGCCCCACCUCUCGAUGCCAAUCCCGUUCCAGAGGAGGUUCGGACUCUCAGUCACAGCUUGCGCUAUCUCGCAGAUAAGGCACGUAGCAAAGAGGCAGACGAGAAGAAGCGAAAGGCCCGUGAUGCUGAAUUGGAAGCUGAAGCAAAUUCAAAGGUCAAGAGGAUAAAGGAGGACGUUGGGAACAAGCACAGUUGGCUUUUCAAUCAAAAGCUGAAAGCUUUGGAAGUAUGGAACGAGAACACGGAGAAGGGUACCAUAGAGCUGUACAAGAAGAUGUAUGGAGAUGAUUGGGAAGAGAUCCGGGAACGUGACACGGCUAAGCUUGUGGUGGCACAAGAAGCAUCGUAUAAGCAGAAGAAGGAGCUUGAGGAGUGGCGCAAGGGAGUGGAGAAGCGGAACGAAGUUGCAAUUACUGGCUUUAGGUUUUGA
Lachnellula hyalina is the source of this 2742-nucleotide messenger RNA. It is a transcript of the gene RSC1, whose product is annotated as Chromatin structure-remodeling complex subunit. The coding region runs from base 1 to 2742 and encodes 913 amino acids. The transcript is spliced from 4 exons. Gene Ontology annotation, cellular component: RSC-type complex. Gene Ontology annotation, biological process: chromatin remodeling. The record is from RefSeq and is a predicted model, not a curated record. Lineage: Eukaryota; Fungi; Ascomycota; Leotiomycetes; Helotiales; Lachnaceae. Gene Ontology annotation, molecular function: chromatin binding; protein binding.